GGUCGUUUUUCUUGGACACUGAAAGCACAAGCAGAGAGGGAGAGGGAGAGAGAGGGAAGAAGAAGGUGAGGGAGCUGGGCAAUGGCGACUUCCUUUCAGGGGACGACGACCAAGUGCAUGGCGUGCGACAAGACGGUGUACCUGGUCGACAAGCUCACCGCCGACAACAGGGUCUACCACAAGGCCUGCUUCCGGUGCCACCAUUGCAAGGGCACCCUCAAGCUCGCGAACUACAACUCGUUUGAAGGAGUGCUCUACUGCAGGCCUCACUUUGAUCAGCUGUUCAAGAGGACUGGAAGUUUAGACAAGAGCUUUGAAGGAACUCCAAAGGUUGUCAAGCCAGAAAAAACAGUUGAGAAUGAGAAUGCUAUUAAAGUCUCGAGCGCAUUUGCUGGCACGAGAGAGAAAUGCGUGGGAUGCAACAAGACAGUCUAUCCAAUUGAAAGGGUUACUGUCAAUAACACCAUGUAUCACAAAAGCUGCUUCAAGUGCUGUCAUGGAGGAUGCACCAUUAGCCCCUCAAAUUACAUCGCACACGAAGGGAAGCUCUAUUGCAAGCACCACCAUAUUCAGUUGAUCAAAGAGAAGGGGAACUUCAGCCAACUUGAGAAUGACCAUGAGAAGGCAUCACAAUCUGGAUCUGUAGAGGAUGAAGAUUCAGAAUAUUAGUCCUUUGAGAAAUUUCCAGAGAUAAAUAAUGAUCUUCUUGCUUUUGCUCCAGAGCACCAUGUCUUUCUUUGCGCGGUCUUUACAGUUUUUUCCCAAUGAAGGUCAUGUGCAUUCAGAGAACAAUAAUAUUAUUUGGCUUGUAUCCGCUUGUAAAACCUUGUUAUAUUGGAGUCAGAAUGUCUACCUGGUUUGAACCUUUA
Oryza sativa Japonica Group (Japanese rice) is the source of this 869-nucleotide messenger RNA. RefSeq names its product LIM domain-containing protein WLIM1. Gene Ontology annotation, cellular component: plasma membrane; actin cytoskeleton. NCBI's taxonomy places the organism in Eukaryota, Viridiplantae, Streptophyta, Magnoliopsida, Poales, Poaceae. Gene Ontology annotation, biological process: actin filament bundle assembly. Gene Ontology annotation, molecular function: actin filament binding. The record is from RefSeq and is a predicted model, not a curated record.